GGCGCUAGUCUGGGCGCUGACCCCGAUUCUAGUUCAGCGAAAAAUGACGCUGUUCGGACCUUCCAGUGAGUGGGAGUGCCAGGCCAGGCCCCGGCGAGCCAAGCCCUACGGGUGCUGACCGUCGGCGGCCAUGGAGGACGAGCAGCCCGAUAGCUUGGAGGGCUGGGUGCCGGUCCGCGAGGACCUCUUCGCCGAGCCAGAGCGGCAUCAGCUGCGCUUCCUCGUGGCCUGGAACGACGCGGAAGGCAAGUUCGCUGUGACUUGUCACGACCGCACGGCGCAGCGGCAGCGGCGGCGCGAGGGGGACCGGACGGGGCCCGAGCGCGAGCCCAAGCCCGUGCUCGAGGCCGCCGCCCCCCCGCCCAGCUGGGCGGGCCUGCUCUCGGCCUCCGGGCUCCGCGGCGCGCACCGGCAGCUGGCGGCGCUAUGGCCGCCGCUGGAGCCCUGCUUCCCGCAGCUGCCGCCAGAGCUGGACGCGGGCGGCGGCGGGGCCUGGGGCCUGGGGCGCGGGCUGUGGACGCUGGUGUGGCCGGCACGCGCGGGCCCGGGCGAGGCGGCGCUGCAGGAACUGUGCGGGCAGCUGGAGCGCUACCUGGGCCAGGCGGCCGACGGCUGUGGCGGCUCCGCGGUGCGCGACGCGCUCUUCCCGGCGGAUGGCUGCGCGGCGGACUGCGAGAGCCUACGCGAAUUUCGGGAGCGGGCCCUGCGCGCGCGGCGGGACGAGGCGGGCUCACGGCUGCGCCAGCUGCUUCGAGGUCACAAAAAAGCCAACACCAUGGUGGCAUUAAUGGAAGUUUAUCAAGAGGAAGAUGAAGCAUACCAGGAAUUAGUUACUGUGGCAACCAUGUUCUUCCAGUAUUUACUGCAGCCAUUCAGGGAUAUGCGAGAACUUGCGACUUCAUGUAAGCUUGCUAUUUUGAAGUCCUUGGAUGAGGAUGAUCUGGGUCCUAAAAGGAUCGCUGCCCUGCAGAAGGAAGCCCAAGAAUGGACCAGACGUGCUGAAGAAGCUGUAGUGUCUAUUCAGGAUAUUACAGUGAACUAUUUUGAAGAAACAGUAGAAGCAUUAGCAGGAAUGCAGAAACAAAUGGCACAAGAUGAGAAGAGAUUUGGCCAGGCUGCUUGGGCCACAGCCACUCCCAGGUUAGAAAAACUCAAGCUGAUGUUGGCUCGGGAGACACUGCAGCUCAUGAGAGCUAAAGAGUUGUGUUUAAAUCACAGAAGAGCUGAAAUUCAGGGAAAGAUGGAAGAUCUUCCAGAACAAGAAAGAAAAAAAAAUGUGGUAGAUGCAUUAGAAAUACAGUAUUAUGAAGUUCAAUUAGAACUCUAUGAGGUUAAAUUUGAGAUAUUAAAAUAUGAAGAAAUACUGCUUGUUACCCAGUUGGACUCUACUAAAAGACUCAUAAAAGAUAAACAGGAUGAAGUUGUCUACUAUGAUUCGUGUGAAAGUCCGGAGGAACUUAAAGUCAUUGAUCACGUCCUGGGACUGCGGGAGGAGAACUUGGAGGUGAAGGAACUCCGCCGGCAGUGCCAGCAGCUGGAAUCUAAACGGGGCAGGAUCUGUGCCAGAAGAGCCUGUCUCAGGAGCAGAAGGGAUCAAUGCAAAGAAAAUCAUCGACUGAGACUGCAACAGGCUGAAGAAAGUAUAAAAUAUUUUCAUCAGCAUCACAGUGUCCAGAGGAAAAGAGACAACAAAAAAGAAGAGGAGCAAAAGAAAAAAGAGUGGAUAAAUCAAGAACGCCAGAAGACACUCCAACGAUUGAGAGCCUUUAAGGAGAGAUGUCCGGGUCGGACUGCAGUCAAGGCCUCUCGCUCACAACCUGUGGCUCCACACCUGGCAGGUGGACUUCCCCAGCAGGUGUCCCCACCGCCUUCUCAGAUGGCGGCAGUAAUCCAUCCGUCCUCUAGGAAAAGCACACGGGCUCCCUCGCCCCCAGUUAGUAACGUAACCCCAGAGGGUCAAGACUGUGCUGGAAACAUCCCUGUCCAGAUUUUUGUCCCAGUUGGUGACCAGACACACUUCAAACCCAGUGAGGAGCUGUCACUGCCUCCAUCGCCUCUGCCUCCGCCACCGCCGCCACCACCACCACCACCACCGCCUCCACCCCUCCCUGCUCGGCCCUUUUCUUCUCAACCUGCAAAUCAUCGGGAUUUCCACUUCAGGACUUCAGUGAGUGAUGAGCAGCCACUUCCUCUUGUGUGUGAAUCGCCCACUCAGAGCCUGCCUGGUUCCUCAGACAGUUUGAACUGCCCAGGCUCGAUGGACCAAGUGCUGGCCUCCUUACGGCACGGCAGAGCCCCCCUCCGGAAGGUGCAGGCGCCCACUCUGCCCCCUCCCCACACCUCAGUCAAUGAGCACAUUCUGGCCGCCAUAAGGCAGGGGGUCAAGCUGAAGAAGGUUCACCAUGACCUUGGCCUGAGCCCCAGCAGGAAACCCACCAGCGACCUGGAGAGGAGCAUCAAGGCGGCGCUCCAGAGAAUCAAGCGCGUGUCCGCCGACUCGGAGGAGGAGGAGGACGAGGAGGAGGAGGAUGAGCAGGGCCCCGGCGACUGGGACCAUUAGCCCUCCUCCUCCUCCGGGGCCCCAGGCCUGUUCCAGAAAAGUGUGCCAACGGAAUGCUGGCAGACUGGCCACACGGCACCCCGAAAGUGUGGCAGGGCUCAGUGUGAGACGCUGCAGCUUUAUUUAGCGCUGUGGCUCUUAGCGUCAGGGAUGGAGGGAGAGAGGCUGUGCCUUCACACAGCUGAGGACCCUUAGCGGGCACGGCUGGCCUGAGAAAAUGGUAGUCACUGCUCACCAUGGAUAAUCGAGACUCAUUCCCUUAUUCUGAAAAACGUUUACACUGCUGCGGAAAACAGCACUACUGACCGUGCCUCCCGAGCGUGUGCAGUGGUGUCCUCAGAUUUAAAGGUUUAAAUGUGAAUGUUAUUUUAAUAAUAGAAUAAACUGCUUAUAAGCAGGCCUUUAAAUAUUUUAAAUGAAAAUGUAUUUUAUGUAUCAAGCACUAUACAAACUCAUAAUAAAGAACUCUUUCUAAUGUCA
Molecule: messenger RNA, 3040 nt
Organism: Sus scrofa (pig)
Lineage: Eukaryota; Metazoa; Chordata; Mammalia; Artiodactyla; Suidae
Gene: WHAMM
Product: WASP homolog associated with actin, golgi membranes and microtubules
Biological process (GO): endoplasmic reticulum to Golgi vesicle-mediated transport; Arp2/3 complex-mediated actin nucleation
Cellular component (GO): cytoplasm; endoplasmic reticulum-Golgi intermediate compartment membrane
Molecular function (GO): actin binding; Arp2/3 complex binding
Source: RefSeq, a predicted model, not a curated record